GAGCGCAGAGGAGGGAGAGACGUUGAGCAGCUCCGACUCUCUGCUGCACACUCCUUAAGUUUAUCUGCGCACAGUCCUCACGGCACGGCUCGCCACGGCACGUUACCAUGCGCGCGCGUCUGUAGCAUCAUCCACGGACUUUUACGGACCUUUUCCAAACUUUUCUUCGCAUUUGUCCAACUUUUGCUCACCGUUAUUUAGCGCAGAGGUGAUCCGAAGGAGUCUGAAGCUGAUCUCCUGCAGUGGAGACAAGCUUUGACUCCAGACUGCAGAGUCCGCUCAGUGCACAGGACAGGAGUUUUCUGGGAGAGUUUUUUUUUGACUGCACUGGAGUUGUAGAGGCGCAGAGGACAGAAUGCGGCACAGUGCGUGGAGCGGGACGCGGCUGCUGCUGAUGGCCGUGCUGCUUUUGGCUGCUGUGCGGUUUGGACGCGCGGCUGAAGCGGCUGAAGCGGCUGAAGCGCCUGAAGCGGCAGAAGCGGGAGAACCUGUAGUGGAGGUGGGGCUUUUGAGGGUCGAUACUCCGGAGUCCGAGCCCGGGACCAAGCAGCCACCUCCAGACUCCAGAGCCAGCAGAGCCAAGAGGCGCGGCGGCUCGGACGUCCUGAAAGGGCCAAACGUUUGUGGGUCAAGGAGCAACGCCUACUGCUGUCCCGGAUGGAAGACCCUGACCGGAGGAAACCAGUGUAUUGUCCCUAUCUGUCGCAGCUCAUGUGGCGAUGGCUUCUGCUCCAGACCCAACAUGUGCACCUGCCCCAACGGUCAGAUCUCCCCAUCCUGUGGCUCUAAAUCUGUGCAGAACUGUAACAUCCGCUGUAUGAACGGAGGGACGUGUGCGGAGGACCACUGCAUGUGUCAGAAGGGCUACAUCGGAAACCACUGCGGCCAGCCCGUGUGUGAGAACGGUUGUCUGAACGGAGGACGCUGUGUGGCUCCAAAUCGCUGUGUCUGCACCUACGGCUUCACCGGCGCCCAGUGCGAGAGAGACUACCGUACAGGGCCAUGCUUCGCCUCUGUGAAUAACCAGAUGUGCCAAGGCCAGCUAACGGGCAUCGUCUGCACCAAAACCCUCUGCUGUGCUACGGUGGGACGGGCAUGGGGGCACCCGUGUGAGAUGUGCCCGGCCCAGCCUCACCCCUGUCGCCGCGGGUUCAUCCCAAAUCACCGAACAGGAGCCUGCCAAGAUGUGGACGAGUGCCAAGCGAUCCCCGGCCUCUGUCAGGGGGGGAACUGCCUCAACACCGUGGGCUCCUUCGAGUGCAAGUGUCCCGCCGGCCACAGGUUCAACGAAAUCACGCAGAAAUGUGAAGACUUGGACGAGUGCUCGAACAUCCCGGGCGUGUGUGGGGCGGGCGAGUGUUCAAACACCGUGGGCAGUUUCUUCUGUAAAUGUCCUCAGGGCUUCUACACCUCCUCCGAUGGCUCCAAGUGUUUAGAUGCUCGCGGAGGCUACUGUUUCAGCAGUGUUUUGAACGGGCGAUGUGCCAACCAGAACUCACAGCUGCUGACCAAAGUGCAGUGCUGCUGUGACUCCGGGCGCUGCUGGUCUGACGGUUCCACGCCCGAAAUGUGCCCCAUCCGAGGGUCAGAGGAGUAUCAGAAACUGUGCCUGCUGCUUCCCGAUGGUGGAGGUGGGAUCGUCCCCGGUCGGAUCCCGAGUGGUCCAGAUGGUCCUGGGGUUUACCCGUACCCGGUGGGUCCAGGCCAGACCCCUCUGAGACCGGGUCAAAUCCCUGUAGGACCAUAUCCAGUGGGCCCCGAUCAAAUCCCCAUACAAGGCCCGGGUCCAGGGCAGUAUCCGCAGUACCCAAGCCUCCCUCUGCCGCCCCCACCAGGCCCUGUCAUAAUCCAGACUCAGAACAUCACAAACAUGUGCCAGGCGUACAGGAACCUGUGUCUGAACGGCAGGUGCAUCCCCGUCCCCAGCGCCAUCGGGUACAGGUGCGAAUGUAACAUGGGCUUCAGGCUGGACGGGCGUGGAGAGUGUAUCGAUGAAGACGAGUGUGAGAGGAACCCGUGCGUUCAUGGGGACUGUGUGAACACUCCUGGAUCGUACAUUUGUCAGUGUCCAGCUGGAUUUCAGACCACGGCGACGAGAACCGAGUGCAGAGAUCUGGAUGAAUGCGUGGCAAAUGGACGCAUCUGCAACAACGGGCGCUGUGUGAACACGGAGGGCAGCUUCCACUGUGUGUGCAACGCCGGCUUUGAGAUCUCCACCGACGGGAAGAACUGUCAAGACCAGGACGAGUGUCUGAUCCGAAACAUGUGCUUGAACGGCCUGUGUAUAAACGAGGACGGGAGCUUCAAGUGCAUCUGUAAACCUGGAUACUUGCUGGACACGAGCGGGCGCAUGUGUGUCGACAUCGACGAGUGUGAGACUCCGGGGAUGUGUAUGAACGGGCACUGUGUGAACACCGAGGGCUCCUUCAGGUGUGAGUGCAUGGCCGGGAUGGCAGUGGGCCUGGACGGGCGCGUCUGUGUAGACACACACAUGCGCAGCUCCUGUUAUGGCGGAUACAAGCGAGGGCAGUGCAUUCGACCGCUCUUCGGGGCAGUGACCAAGUCCGAGUGCUGCUGUGCCAACUCGGAGUAUGCCUACGGAGAGCCGUGCCAACCCUGCCCACCGCAAAGCUCUCCUGAGUUUCUGGCCUUGUGUCCCAAUGGAGGAGGCAUCACCGGAGAUGGGAGAGAUAUUAACGAGUGCGCGCUUGACCCGGACAUCUGCCAGAACGGAGUGUGUGAGAACAUGCUGAGGACCUAUAAGUGCACCUGUAAUGAAGGAUUUGAGGUUGAUCCUGCAGGGAAAAACUGCAUGGAUAUUGACGAGUGUCUGUUGAACCGGCGCUUGUGUGAAAACGGCCUCUGCAGAAACACUCCCGGCGGUUUCACCUGUCAGUGUCCCAAAGGAUACAACUUUGACUCCCGAACCGACGUCUGCGAAGACGUGAAUGAGUGUGAGUCCAGCCCCUGUAUCAAUGGAGACUGUGUGAACAGCCUGGGCUCCUUCGUCUGCCUCUGUUCUGUGGGCAGCUCCCUGGACAGCUCCAAGCUCGAGUGUAUCGAGACGACCAAAAGCACGUGUUGGCUGAAGAUCAUUAACAAUCGUUGUGAGGUGAACAUCAACGGAGCCACACUGAAGUCCCACUGCUGCUCGACGCUCGGAGAGGCCUGGGGCAGCCCCUGCGCCAAGUGUGAAAAAGAUCCAAUCUGUGGAAAGGGCUACGCCAGAGUCAGAGGGAAUAACUGUGAAGAUGUGGACGAGUGUCAGAUUUUCCCUGGCGUUUGCAUCAAUGGCAAAUGUGUGAACACCCAAGGGUCCUUCUUCUGUCAGUGCCCCCCCGGGAUGACCGUGGACGUGAGCGGCAGGAUGUGCAUCGACCUGCGCACGGAGCACUGUUACCUGUCCCAUGACGACGAGCGUUGUGCCGCCCCCAUCCCGGGUAAGCAUCGCGUGGACGCCUGCUGCUGCUCGGUGGGCGUGGCCUGGGGUCCUGAAUGUGACGAGUGUCCAGAGAAAGGCAGCCCUCAGUACACACAGCUCUGCCCUCGAGGUCCCGGCUUCUCUCACCGUGGAGACUUCAUCAACGGGCGGCCAUUUUUAAAAGAUAUAAACGAGUGCAGAAUGAUCAGCACUCUUUGCUCCAACGGCAGAUGCAGAAACACCAUCGGCAGCUUCAGGUGUCGCUGUGACAAUGGAUACGCUCUGGACUCAGACGAGCGGAACUGUACCGAUAUCGAUGAGUGCCGCAUUUCCCCGGAUCUUUGUGGUCAGGGCAGAUGCGUCAACACUCCGGGAGACUUUGAGUGCGAAUGCUUCGAAGGAUAUGAGAGCGGGUUUAUGAUGAUGAAAAACUGCAUGGACAUCGACGAGUGUGAGAGGAACCCCCUGCUGUGUCGAGGAGGAGACUGUGUGAACACCGAGGGAAGCUUCCAGUGUGUUUGCCCCGAAGGACACGAGAUCUCUGCAGACGGAUCAGCCUGUUUAGAUAUAAACGAGUGUGAGUUGAGCGACAGGCUUUGUAAACACGGGCAGUGCGUGAACAUGAUUGGACGUUACCAGUGCACCUGCGACACCGGGUACAAGUCCACAGAGAACAGACUGGAGUGUGUGGAUAUUGACGAGUGUACAAUUGAAAAUGGCGGCUGCGAGUCGUUCUGCACAAACUCAGAGGGGAGCUACGAGUGCAGUUGUAACAGUGGAUACGCCUUGAUGCCCGACCUGCGGAGCUGCACAGACAUCGACGAGUGUGAAGAGAGUCCAGAGAUCUGUGACGGAGGCCAGUGCACAAACACUCCAGGGACAUACCAGUGUCUCUGCUUCGACGGCUUCAUGGCGUCUGAGGACAUGAAGAGCUGCAUCGAUGUGAACGAGUGCGAGCUGAACCCGAACAUCUGCCUGAGCGGAAACUGCGAAAACACCAAGGGUUCCUUCAUCUGCCACUGCGAGAUGGGCUACUCCGUGAGGAAAGGGUCAACCGGAUGCACAGAUGUAAACGAGUGUGAGAUUGGAGCCCAUAACUGCGACCGACACGCCACUUGUACCAACACAGCGGGCAGCUUCAAGUGCCAGUGCGCCCCGGGAUGGGUCGGAAACGGACUCAAGUGCUCAGAUCUGGAUGAAUGCUCAAACGGGACUCACAUGUGCAACAACAACGCCGACUGCAUCAACACCAUGGGCUCGUACCGCUGCGCCUGUAAAGAGGGAUUCUCCGGCGACGGCUUCUUCUGCUCAGACAGCGACGAGUGUGCGGAGAACAGCAAUCUGUGUGAGAACGGACACUGUUUGAACAUGCCCGGAGGAUUCAGGUGCGAGUGCGACAUGGGCUUUAUACCCACAGAGGACGGGAAGGCCUGUGAAGAUAUCGAUGAGUGCACCUUCGCUGAUAUCUGCGUAAACGGCCGCUGUAGGAACAUCCCAGGACUGUUCAGAUGUGAAUGUAACAUCGGCUACGAGCUCGACCGGAGCGGAGGAAACUGCACAGAUAUAAAUGAGUGUGCAGACCCGACCAUCUGUAUAAAUGGAGUGUGUGUGAACAUCCCUGGAAGCUACCACUGUAACUGCCCCCCUGACUUUGAGCUUAACCCCACCCGGGUCGGCUGUGUGGAUACGAGGUCGGGUAGUUGUUUCCUUGAAAUCCGUUCCCGUGGCGAUGGUUCUGACAACUUCGCCUGCUCCAAUGAGAUCGGAGUGGGCGUGUCCAAGGCGUCGUGCUGCUGCUCGCACGGACGAGGCUGGGGAAACCCGUGUGAAUCCUGUCCCUCCGUCAACUCAACUGAAUACAAGACGUUGUGCCCGGGAGGAGAGGGCUUCAGGCCAAACCCCAUCACCGUGAUCCUGGAGGACAUCAACGAGUGCCAGGAGCUGCCCGGGCUGUGCCAGGGCGGUCGGUGCAUCAACACGUUUGGGAGCUUCCAGUGCGAGUGUCCACGAGGCUACGCCCUCAACCCCGACACCAGGGUCUGUGAAGAUGUGGAUGAGUGUGAGAACUCUGGCAUCUGCGGCCCGGGUCAGUGCUACAACACCAUCGGGAACUACACCUGCGUCUGCCCCGUCGAUUACAUGCAGGUCAACGGAGGAAACAACUGCAUGGACAUGAGGAAGAGCUACUGCUACAGGAACUUUUAUACUUAUAACCGCACGUGUGACGGAGAGCUGACCUUCAACAUGACCAAGAAAAUGUGCUGCUGCUCCUACAACAUCGGCCGAGCGUGGAACAAGCCGUGUGAAGAGUGCCCUGUGCCCAGCACCAAUGAGUUUUCAGUUCUGUGCGGGAGUGAAAGACCUGGGUUUUAUAUUGACAUCACAACAGGACGUGUGAUUGACAUCGAUGAGUGCAGAGAGAUCCCUGGCGUCUGUGAAAACGGCGUUUGUAUAAACAUGAUCGGGAGCUUCAGGUGUGAGUGCCCCCUCGGCUUCAUCUACAACGAUAAACUGCUCAUCUGCGAAGAUAUCGAUGAGUGUCAGAACGGGCCCGUGUGCCAGCAGAACGCCGCCUGUCUGAACAUGCCCGGGAGCUUCAGGUGUGAAUGUAAACCCGGGUACCGCUUCUCUCCCACUGGACAGUGCCUGGAUCGCAACGAAUGCAAUGAGAAUCCGGGAGUGUGUAAUCCCGGCCAGUGCAUCGACACUUUGGGAAGUUACCGCUGCAUCUGCCCCAACGGCUUCAAGACCACCAGGGACCAGUCCAUGUGUGUGGACAUGGAUGAGUGUGAGCGGCAGCCGUGUGGAAACGGCACCUGCAAAAACACUGUGGGCUCCUACAACUGCCUGUGUUACCCCGGAUUCACCAACUCACACAACAGCGACUGCGUGGAUGUGGACGAGUGUUCGACACAGAGAGGCCUGUGCAGACAUGGUCAGUGCGUGAACACAGUGGGCGGAUACUUCUGCGUCUGCAACGAUGGAUAUGAACUGGCUCUGGACGGCAGGGCGUGCACAGAUAUAAACGAGUGUCUGGUGAAUCCUGGGACGUGUGGAGCCGGCUCCUGUGUGAACCUGGACGGGUCGUACAGGUGCAUUUGUCCUGCUGGGUACUACCUGCACGAAGAGACCUGCGAAGAUAUCGACGAGUGCUCCCAGUCUCCUGAAAUGUGUUUGUUUGGCACCUGCUCCAACACUGAGGGAAGCUUCACCUGUAACUGCCCCGAAGGCUUCAAGCUGUCCACCUCCGGCCGAAGAUGUCUAGAUGAGCGCGUGAACUUCUGCUACACUAAGUUUGAGAACAGCCGCUGUACGACUCCAAAGGCCCAGAACACAUCCAAGGCCGAAUGCUGCUGUACCGGCAUGGCUGGACAGGGCUGGGGCAACCCCUGUGAGCUCUGCCCCACCAAAGCCGACAAAGAGUCUUACCUACUACUGUGUCCCAAUGAGGGCUAUCAACAAGGGCCAGACCAUCCUGUAGAUAUUGACGAGUGCCUGAAUAACCCGUGUGUGAACGGUCAGUGCAUAAACACAGAUGGGUCGUUCCGUUGUGAGUGUCCCAUGGGAUACAGCCUGGACACAACUGGGGUCACCUGUGAGGACACCAACGAGUGCGACGUCGGUAAUCCCUGUGGAAACGGCACAUGCACGAACGUGAUCGGCGGGUUUGAGUGUGCGUGCGACGAUGGGUUCGAGCCUGGCCCCAUGAUGACCUGUGAAGACAUCAACGAAUGCGCCCAGAACCCGCUGCUGUGUGCCUUCCGCUGUGUUAACGUCAUUGGCUCCUAUGAGUGUAAAUGUCCCACAGGCUACGUCCUACGAGAGGACAAGAGGAUGUGCAAAGAUCAAAACGAGUGCGAGGAUGGCGUGGACGACUGUGAGAGCCGAGGUAUGGCGUGUAAGAACCUGAUUGGGACGUACAUGUGCAUCUGCCCUCCAGGAUACACCCGGCAACCCGGAGGAGACCGCUGCAUCGACCUGAACGAGUGCACAGCCAAACCAGGCAUCUGUAAAAACGGCCGCUGUGAAAACACGGUGGGAAGUUACCGCUGCAGAUGUGACCAAGGAUUCAUCGCUAACCCCACACAGACAGAGUGUAUUGAUAAUCGUGAGGGCUUCUGUUUCACCGAGGUUCUGACCACGCUGUGUCAGAUGACGUCCAGUAACAGAGUCCAGGUCACCAAGUCCGAGUGCUGCUGCGACGGAGGCCGAGGCUGGGGCAACAACUGUGAGCUCUGCCCCCUCCCUGGAACCACACAGUACAAGAAGAUGUGCCCGCUCGGCCCUGGGUACACCACAGACGGAAGAGACAUAGACGAGUGUCGUGUGAUGGGGAGUCUGUGCAGGAACGGUCAGUGUGUGAACACUCUGGGCUCCUACAGCUGCAUCUGUAAACAAGGAUACACCCCCGACAUCAGCGGCACCCAGUGUGUGGACGUGGACGAGUGUAUCCAGGCUCCUAAACCGUGUAACUUCAUCUGUAAAAACACAGAGGGAAGUUAUCAGUGCUCCUGUCCACGAGGAUACAUCCUACAGGAGGACGGCAAGAGCUGCAGAGAUCUGGACGAAUGCUCGACGAAGCAGCACAACUGUCAGUUCUUGUGCGUUAACACCAUCGGGGGCUUCACCUGUAAAUGUCCCCCAGGAUUCACCCAGCACCACACGGCCUGCAUUGAUAAUAAUGAGUGUGCGUCUGACCCCAACCUGUGCGGCUCAAACGGCGUUUGCCAAAACACUCCAGGAAGCUUCAACUGUGACUGUCAGCGCGGCUUCACCAUGGACUCCAACGGGCAGAGCUGUGAAGACAUGGACGAGUGCGAUGGGAACCACAGAUGUCAACACGGCUGUCAGAACCUGGUGGGAGGAUAUCGCUGCAGCUGCCCUCAGGGAUACCUCCAGCACUACCAGUGGAACCAGUGUGUGGAUGAGAACGAGUGCCUGAACACGCAGAUCUGUGGAGGGGCGUCCUGCCACAACACUCUGGGCAGUUUCCGCUGCCUCUGCCCCACCGGCUUCAACUACGAGCAGACGUCUGGAGGCUGCAGCGACGUCAACGAGUGCUCCACCUCUGGCAACCCCUGCAAGUUCGGCUGCUCCAACACCGACGGAGGCUACCUGUGCGGAUGCCCCUCGGGGUACUUCAGAGCCGGGCAGGGGCACUGCGUCUCUGGGCUGGGUCUCUCUGGUGGCGCCUCCGCUCCAGCACCGGAGGGCGAAGAGGACGAGAACUCUCUGUCUCCUGAGGCCUGCUACGAGUGUAAGAUCAACGGGUAUCCAAAGAAAGGACGCCAACGCCGCAGCGCCAACUCCACAGGCGACGAGCUGGACAACGAGUUGCCCGAUAACGAGCCGGUGAGUCUGGCCAGUGUGGACGUCGACGACACUCUGCACUUCCACUUAAACAUCAGCGACUUGACAAACAGAGCCCACAUUCUCGAGUUCACCCCUGCCCUCUCCGCCCUGUACGACCACGUCCGCUACAGCAUCGACUACGGCAACGAAGAUGGGUUUUUCAGGAUCAACCAGCGGGACGGCGUCAGUUUCCUGCACCUCUCCAAGAAAAAGUCCCUCCUCCCUGGGGCCUAUUCGCUCCAAAUCAGCAGCGUGCCUCUGUACAAGAAGGCGGAGCUAGCUGAGUUCGAAGAUCGCCAUGAUAAAGACUACCUCACGGGACAACUUGGCGACGUACUUAAGAUGAAAGUUGAGAUUGUCCUGCAUUAACCUUACAGGGAGGACACGAAUGCAGACGUCGCCAGCAGUCGCUAACCCAAAGAAACAUUUUUUUUAAACGAAAACGCCAAAGUUAAUGUCCGAAGUGGGGUAGAAUUCGCAGGACAUCUUGCUUUGCACCGACAGGGAAGACCUUUCCACCAAAAAAGACUAAAUAAAUAUAGUUUUUGUUUUGUUUUUCGUGAAGAAGGAACGGCAUCGCUCCAUUGCCAAAGACGAUUCCACGUAUACACACAAGCCCAAGCUGCAAAUUAUGGCAUUUUUCCCGAUCAAAAACAGCUGCGGGCCAAUCGAGCGGGUGUAUGUGGAAUCGACGCAACUUUUUGAAAGGCAUACGGACUGCAAGGUUGAGUUGUUCAGCCGGUUUUGAGAAUCGCAUUAGUCUAAAUCCAUUUUUUUUCCUCUCCUUGUGAUGGAGUGAACAUACCUGGAUCCACGUAGGCCUUCUUUGCGUAUUAAUUUAAUGGUAGAAUUGUUUAAAAAGAAAAAAAAGGGGAGGAAAGGAACGCACUAAGGACUAUUGAGGUGUAGCCACGAUCGAGCUUGAAUGUUUCCUGCUGCCUAUUUAAAACUUGCUUUGCCCAUCUGUUUCUACUGACCAAGAUAGCUCAAAUGUACUGGUGCUAAGGCCUGUCACGGUAACGCAUUUUGAAGUUUGAUAUAUCACUCUGAAAUAAAUAUAGACGAUAAACGAUGAUAUGGAAAGUAGUUUAUGCCACUGACAUAAAAACUAUUCUAAAUCUACAAUGUUGUUUAAAAAAGUACUUGGUUUGCUUCUGUAAUGAGCACAGACUGUAUAUAUAAAUGGACAUAGCAAACCUGCUAGCCGCCGCGUUCCAACCAGGAAGUGAUCAUGUGCGCGCUUCUGGCUCAUUUUGGUCUUAAAUGUUCGUAUUAACCCGCUCUACAUGAUCCUGGGUUUUUAUUUCACUAUUGUGUCUGUAAAUCAAGAUAUGAACAUUAAUAACAGACAGAUCCAGCACCUUUUUUACCCAAGGUCGCUCCAGCUAGCAUUAGCAACACGUUUGAUUAACAGCGUUGCUAAGCGAAGGCACGUUACUUCCAACAGCUUCGCUCCAGAUUGGCUCUUUGGUUGCUAUGAUACUCACAGUCAAAAUUCCAAAUAUGUAAAUCUGCACCAAAUUAGCCGCUAUAACUGCUAGCCAUGAUUAGCUUAAUUUGAGCUGAACGCUGCGGGUGACGUCCACUUCUUUAUACAGUCUGUGUUAAUGAGUUGUAGAAGUUAUAAAUUAAACCUUUGAUGGCUUAAAUCUAAAUCAUAAAGCCAAAAAAUAACCAAAAAUGUCCCAGUAGUGCAAAGGAAACGUAAGCACGAUAAAAACUGACCCUAAAAACACUUCCAGUUCCAGUUUCCAUAUGUAGAAGUCGACACAUUCACGAUCGUGACAGGCCUCCUGGUGCUAGCAACAAGACCAUGUAGACUUGCACUGUUCUUUAUCCACAAAUGGACAACAUACAAACCCAUUAUUUGCCAAUUUAGGAAAACGUUUCAUCGUCGUAGCAACGGUAACAGCUAGCUUCAUAGCCUCUCUGCUCUUUCUAUGUAAAUUGUUUAUACUGUAGUACUCAAUGCCACUUUUAAUCUAUGAAGAAUUGUAAAGGAGGCUCUUUUGAAUAGAGGGCUUUGUAAUGGUGCUUAUAAGACCAACUACUUCCUUUUUAAACUGUGUAAACAUGCACACACACCAAGAUACACAAACAUGGAUGAUGACAAUCUUUAUGAAUGAGAUUGAUGCACUGAGGUCGACACGGACCAAACAAUCUCCCACAAUUCAGUGCUGCCUUUCCUCAGACCUGCCUGACACCGGCCCGUCUGAGGGGUUAGUUGUACAUUCACAAUAAAACAUACUUUUGGUCUAAA
Messenger RNA from Periophthalmus magnuspinnatus, 11033 nucleotides. RefSeq names its product fibrillin 1 (gene fbn1). The coding region runs from base 356 to 9142 and encodes 2928 amino acids. The record is from RefSeq and is a predicted model, not a curated record. Gene Ontology annotation, molecular function: calcium ion binding. The transcript has 65 exons. NCBI's taxonomy places the organism in Eukaryota, Metazoa, Chordata, Actinopteri, Gobiiformes, Gobiidae.